This is a messenger RNA of Dromaius novaehollandiae (emu), 10242 nucleotides long. It is a transcript of the gene CDKL5, whose product is annotated as cyclin dependent kinase like 5. Bases 341 to 3418 code for a protein of 1025 amino acids. The transcript has 19 exons. Gene Ontology annotation, biological process: protein phosphorylation; positive regulation of axon extension; regulation of dendrite development. The record is from RefSeq and is a predicted model, not a curated record. Gene Ontology annotation, cellular component: dendrite cytoplasm; nucleus. Lineage: Eukaryota; Metazoa; Chordata; Aves; Casuariiformes; Dromaiidae. Gene Ontology annotation, molecular function: protein kinase activity; ATP binding.
GGGGUGGGGCCGGGUGGCCUGUGUGUUCGGUUGAGCGCCGUGGUAGGGAGGGAACGCGGGCGGGUGGGGGAGCAGAGUGAGGGGGCGGCGGCAGCGGCAGCGGCAGGCGGGCGCGCGCGCCGCCGCCGCCGGGUGUAACGACAGCGGCGGAGCCGGAGCGGAGGAAGCUACUGACUGCCUAGAAAUUAGGAAAGUGUGCAAGAAGUCCAGUUGAUCAAGGUGGAUUUCCCCCUUUCCUCCCCAUUUCAGGAGACUUUUCACAAUUGUCUUUUGCAAAACCUUUGGACGCUUCCCUCCGUGCCAUGUUUUGUGGCUCUCACCAUAAGAGGAAUUUGUCUUGAUGAAGAUUCCUAACAUUGGUAAUGUGAUGAAUAAAUUUGAGAUCCUUGGGGUUGUAGGUGAAGGAGCCUAUGGUGUUGUACUUAAAUGCAGACACAAGGAGACACAUGAAAUUGUGGCUAUCAAGAAAUUCAAAGACAGUGAAGAAAAUGAAGAAGUCAAAGAAACCACUUUACGAGAACUUAAAAUGCUUCGCACUUUGAAACAGGAGAACAUAGUGGAGUUGAAAGAAGCCUUCAGAAGAAGAGGAAAAUUAUACUUAGUUUUUGAGUAUGUGGAAAAAAAUAUGCUUGAGUUGCUAGAAGAAAUGCCAAAUGGAGUUCCUCCCGAAAAAGUGAAAAGCUAUAUCUACCAGCUUAUUAAAGCAAUUCACUGGUGUCAUAAGAAUGAUAUUGUUCAUAGAGAUAUCAAACCAGAGAAUCUCUUAAUAAGCCACAAUGAUGUUCUGAAGUUGUGUGACUUUGGCUUUGCUCGUAAUCUCUCUGAGGGAAGCAAUGCUAACUAUACAGAAUAUGUGGCUACAAGAUGGUACCGCUCUCCUGAACUCUUGCUUGGAGCCCCCUAUGGAAAGGCGGUGGAUAUGUGGUCGGUAGGCUGCAUUCUGGGGGAGCUGAGUGACGGGCAGCCCUUGUUUCCCGGCGAGAGCGAGAUUGACCAGCUCUUUACCAUUCAGAAGGUGCUAGGCCCUCUGCCAGCUGAGCAGAUGAAGCUCUUCUACAGCAACCCUCGCUUCCAUGGCUUGCGGUUCCCUGCAGUCAAUCAUCCACAGUCUUUGGAGAGAAGAUACUUGGGAAUUUUAAGUGGUGUAUUACUUGAUCUUAUGAAGAACUUACUAAAGCUAGAUCCAGCAGAUAGGUAUUUGACAGAACAAUGUUUGAACCAUCCUUCAUUUCAAACUCAAAGACUCUUGGAUCGCUGUGGAAGUUCGCCUUCACGGUCAACUAAGAGAAAACCUUACCAUGUAGACAGCAACACUUUAUCUAACAGAAACCAAGCCAGCAAAAGUUCUGCUUUGCAGUCACAUCACAGAUCAAACAGCAAGGAUAUACAGACUCUAGGGGUUGGCCUGCCAAGAGAAGAGGGUCUUCCAACAAAUGAAAGCUUUUUAAAUGGAAACCUCCCUGGAGCUGCACAUAGUCCAAUGCAUACAAAAAAAUCAAGCAACCCAUCUGGAUCUGGCAACAAGGAUCUAGCCAACAAUAACAUGCCACAUCUUCUCAGUCCAAAGGAAGCAAAGGCAAAAACAGAAUUUGAUUUUAAUGUGGACUCAAAAAGUGCUGAUGGUCCAGGUACAAAAUACCUGAAGUCAAACACCAGAUCUCAGCAGAACCGGCACUCAUUUAUGGAAACUUCUCAAAACAAGACUGGGACGCUGCAACCCGGUGAUAAGCAUAGUCGCCAUAGCUAUAUUGAUACUAUUCCACAGUCUUCUAAGAGUCCUUCAUAUCGGACAAAGUCAAAGGGCCACGGGGUUCUGACUGACUCAAAAUCCGUGGGCAAUCUUUCUGAGGCCAGGGCUCAAGCUGCAGAACCAAACAACAGUAGAUAUUUUCCAUCCAGCUGUAUGGACUUGAACUCUCCUACCAGUCCAACUCCUCCCCGACACAGCGAUAACAGAACUUUGCUCAGUCCAUCUGGGAGGAACAACCGCGGUGAGGGUACCCUGGACACCCGAAGACCGUCAACAAGACACUCCAAAACAAUGGAGGAGUUAAAACUGCCAGAUCACGCAGAUGGAAGCCAUUCUCACUCACUGUCUGCUCCUCAUGAAUCUUUUUCCUAUGGUCUAGGUUAUACCAGUCCUUUUUCUUCACAGCAGCGCCCUCAUAGACACUCUAUGUAUGUGAGCCGGGACAGAGUGAGGUCAAAGGGCUCAGAGGGUGGCUUAAACACAGGGCAAGGGAUGGCAGCCAGAGCAAACAGCCUGCAACUGUUAUCUCCACAGGUGCAGCAUAAGUCACUCACAAGGUCUGUUGGCUCUUCACGAGAAGACUGUACAGAAGACACUAAUAGGCAGAAUGACCAGAUCCCAUCAGAAAUGAAUUUAACAAGACCUCCAGGAAAAGAUUCCUCCAGAGAUGUUACAACUGCAUUUCAUUCACGGCAAAAAUCUGAGGGUGGAACAUAUCAUGAUCCACACACAGAAGAUGGAGCAUCUACUAAAGAAAAUAGAAUUCUCUAUAAUGACCCUGUUCCAAGAAGAGUCGGCAGCUUUUACAGAGUUCCAUCUCCACGUCCAGAGAGUACAUACCUAGAAAACAAUGUGUCAAACAGAGCCCCUGUGUUACCAGCAGACACCAGCAUGGUGGCAAACCACUCAAAGAGACAAACCACCUUUGAUACCUGGAAAAGUCCUGAAAAUCUUAACAGUCACUCUGAACAGCUCAAGGAGAAAGAAAAGCAAGGUUUUUUCAGGGCAAUAAAAAAGAAAAAGAAGAAAUCUCAAACUACAGACUCAACCAACGGGGAGAAUCCAAGCAUCAAGAAAUCCCUCUUUCCUCUUUUUAAUUCAAAGAAUAAUUUAAAGCAUAGUUCUUCUUUGAAAAAGCUUCCUGUAGUCACUCUACCCAUGAUGCCUAGUAGUGAUGGUCAGGAUCUUUUGGCAUUACAGAAAGCCAUUCACACUUCUAAUCACCAGAGCAGCAGGCAGAAGGAUUGGCAUCCUGAGAAGAUGACAGAAAUCCAGCCUCAUAACCAGCCAUUAAAAUCUCUUCGAAAGCUAUUACAUCUCUCCUCUUCAAAUCAUUCUGUCCCUGCUGAGCCUCGCUUCCAACCCUUACCAAGUCAGCCAGCCAAAGCUUCUUUUUCUGAAGUGCGAAUUCACCCCAUGAGUCAAAGCUCCAGCAGUGGCAGCAGCAACGUACGGCAAGAGUCUCAGUCAAAAAGCAGGCCAACACUGCAGAUACCUGGCCAGCUGGAACCUAGCUGGCACGUCGCGCCAGUGAACAGGAGCACAAACGACGGGCCUCCCUACUCUGAUCAGCUGCCUUCCAAGAGCGGACAGAAUGGGCACACAUAUAACCGAACAAACCGAUCACGAAUGCCAAAUCUGAAUGAUUUAAAAGAGACAGCCUUGUAAUUGCACUCCAGAAAGUAGGCCAGUUCACUGGAGAUUGACGUAGGGGAGUGAUGGUGGUGGUGGUUCUAGUGAUGGUAAGACUGUAUUUUCAGCUUUAUAAAGGUGUGCAAUAUGUACAUGUGGAGCUAUGCUGUUUGGCACCACAGUGAGAGUCAGGGAUUAUACAGUAAAACAAGUUGAAUUAUGAAUUACCAGUCAUCAGAAAUGUCAUCGGAUACUAGGCAGAGUGUGCCGUUCGGGGAGAAAAAUAUAUUACAGUUUUCUCUCGUUUACAUUCCAGCUUAGUGCACAUCUCUGUCUGAAAGCUGGGAGGCUUUUGGUAUGUAUUGGCACUUGUAAGGGCGAAAACAUUCAUGUCUAGACCUAUGCCCUUACUACAUUUUUUGCUGCCUAGUUAAAACAGUGGGGUUUAUGUGGUAGAAGUGUAUCCCUGUUAAGGGUUUAAAGUUAAAUUGUACGUCUUAAAUUUGUUUUUUAAACUACCAUAUUUGAUAGGAUUUGUAAUAUUUAUUUAUGAUGACCUAAUAUCGUACUGUUAUAAUCAUAUCUUUUAUGUUAUAAUGUAAAGUUAUUUUGAGCUGUUUGAAACAUUGUGAAGCAGUGCAACAGCUACAGUAGUUUCUAUAAAAAACUAACAGUAACAUUUAUAUAUUGCAUCAGGAGUAUUUUAUUCUAUAUAUAAAUAUAUAUAUAAAUGGAAAAUAACUGUCUGUUUUUUAAAUAUACUCAUUUAAAAGAAAAGUAUUGUUAUGACACUAUCUGCCAUAUUUUUAUACAUUUGUGAUAUAAAGUGCAGUAUUAUACUUCUAAUAAAAGGAAGUUGAAUGUGGAUAUAAGUGUGACUGUAACAGUAUGAAUCUUGCUCGGCUAUUAGAGCCCGGUAUUAUAGGCAUUAUUGGUAACAAACAAAAGACGGCAUUCAAUGCCAAGCUUUAUUAUGGGCUAUUUUGUUGGAAUUAUUGGCUAACUGUAAGAGACUGCAGAACUGUACAGUAAUCUAAAUGUGGUAUGUUCUCCCCUAACUGUGUCCUUAGCUUUCCUGUUAAUAUUAAUGGGAGUUUUGCAUCUGCAUCAUGAGCGUAGAGCCCCAAAUUUUUUUUCUCUAAAGAUAUUAAGUGCCCCAUGACUACAAACUAAAGCAGGUGCUCUUCCACUUAAUAGUAGGGGUGAAGACCAAAGAAACAUAGCAUGAAUUGCAAGCGAAAUGCCAAACUUCGACACUUACGCAUAGCAUGCCACUGCAGAUCAUGGUAUAAGCUUUUAUGUAUAUGUGUAUUUUACAUCUUGUUUAACAAUCUAUUAACUAUUAAGAUGAACACUGUAUUAAAAUUUAAAAUACUCUUGCACUUUUUAUUAUAUUUAAGGAUGUAUUUAAAGCUACCAAUCUUAUAUUUGGAUAUUGAGGGAGAAGGUUGCUAUGCAGCUUAUUUUCUCCUUACAUUUUGCUCUCAGAAUAUUCCAGUGCACAGUUCAGUUUCCAGUCUCAGCAAAUAGUAGAUCUUGGGUUCCAGUCUCCUGUAGAACAUUAUUAAAACUGCCUUUACGCUGGUGAAUUUCGAGUGUAGCAAAUAUACAACCUGAUUCCUCUGUUGCUACCGGUAAGAUCAAUCACGGGUGAGUUGGUAGGAGUCAAAAGUGUUAUGCCAGUCUAGUGCAAUAAGUGGAGAGUGAGGCCUGUAGUGUCAGAACAAUACAGUCUUUCCUUUUUAAACACAUUAGUUCAACUCUGCCAUUACUCUGCAGCAUAGUUCAUUUUAUAUACGAUGUUCUCAUAAAGUAAAUGUACUUGCAAAUACGUUGUCUUUUGCAAAAAGAGAUUAACCUGAAUGUAAAUUUGAUGUUUUAGCCAUAGAUAGAGUUAACAGAAGUAGCCAGACGAUAAGAGCUGAAGUUCCUACUUUGAAAACGAUGCAAACUGGACGUGAUGAUGUUCAGUACCUCUUGAAUCAUACCAAAGUUCCAAGAACAUUAUAUGACAAAAUUGGCACCACUACUUUUAAAAUCUUUGUCAUAAAGUACAAUAUGAAAGUAUGUCAUUUCAGGUUUGUCCAUGGCAAAAAGUAAGUCUAGUAAAUCUCAAAAACCACAAAGUAAGAAUUCUUUGUUUGUGAAUUGCCUGCCAGAAAUGUGUAUGUGGGUUUUUUUACAGAUAUAUAUGAUAUAUUCUGUGUUUAUGUAUCAUAUAUAUCACAUAGAUAAAUACAGUAGACAUGACAGGAUGUUCAUCUUUUUGAUAAUGUCACUGGGCAUCCAAGAAACACAUUGUGAUGUUUACUACUCAUUAUUAUCACUGUAUAUUUCUUCUGACCUUUUAGAAAUCUUUGGAUUCACCAGUUCAUCACAAUUGGGUUAGUUCUGUUCUCUGUUCUGAACUGGGCUGAUGCCGCUGAAAUCCCUUACAAAAACAUUGUCUUUCGUUCAAGAGUGGGGCUCUAAGCAGUACUAUGUGAAUGUCUCAAACUGAGCAUUCAGACUAGACUCUUCUGUACUUUCUGGAUAUAAUUCCUUUUGCCUCUACUAGACUUUUACCUUGUUGGUAAAAGUUUCAUGCUUGGGAUAAUCAUAUUGGGCUGUCUAUGGUGGUUCUGAUUUCUGGCAGGGAAAAAUGCUUCCAAAGGAUUUUUCUUCAGUACCCAUUAAGUUAAAUUAGAGUAAUCUCUGAGUGUACUUAUAGCUGUUCAAAAUAGUUAGCAAAGCUUCAAGGGUCACCCAAGGAGUAUUCAAGUAUUUGGUGGCCCAUAUUUAUGGAAAGUUAUUCUUGCUUCAUAAUGUAUUUUCUUCUCAAAUUCAACAAACCGUAGUAGAUUAAAGUUGAGUACUAGAUGGUAUUGAACGUAUUUAAUAUUUUCUUCCUUCUGUUGGAAAGAACUUCCAGCAGCUCAGCCAGCUGGUGCUGGGAUAAAUUGAGUAUUUUUAACCUGGUCUAACUAUUUAGAGUAUUGCUAAUGUAAUUUUGCUGAGGCUUCCAAAGGAGUCUUAUUACAGUGACUGAGAUUUGCUGACUGAAAAAAGGAGAAGAGAAUUACAGAACAAACUAUUUUGUAAGUGCGAGCUUUCUUCUUCGCUAGUUCGUGAGUCUUGUGCUACACGUUCUGUAGAGUUAUUUAGGAUAAAACAUCUCAGACUGUAUUUUAUUCUCUGGUGAUCUGUUUUGCCUUAUUAUGGCAUCACUAAUGAUGUGAAUAGAAAAAAGCCUAAGUUUCAGAAAUGAGUUAAAGUCAUUUUGCAGAACUCAAGCUGCCUGAACUUGUCUAUAUGUUUUUACUAUUAUUGAGCUCUUGUUAACUGAAAAAAGGCACCUUAAGCUCCUCUUAAUUUAAAUUGCAUAUGUGUUUGAGUUGUCCUUUCAAACUGUCAUGAAAAUGUGUUAGCCAAAACCAACAUUUUUCAAUAGACCUGACCGCAGAGAACAGUCUCUUAGAGCCAUUUAAUCUGUUUUGUUCCGUUAUCGCGCUCCGAGGUUCAUUGCUGCUCCGAGAGCUCACCAGCACAGAGUUCUUGGCAGGAAGUUGGUGAUACCAGAUUCAGUCCAUUCUUCCCCAUCCCACAGGGCUCAGGACUGAUACCAAACUUUGAUUUCAGAUACCAGGUCAGACCAAGGUAGAUGUCUAUGGAUUCUGAUACAACUCUACAGAUACUCAUUCUUUUAAGAUCGCUGUUAAAGCAGGACUCAAACUUCAAGUCUUGUAAUACACCCUCAAAUCAUCUUUAGGCUUGUCGCCUUUCUCUCUCCUAGCAAGACUUGCUUCUGAGAGCAAAGGUAGAGUGAUUCUUUAAGAAGCAGAGUCCUGUGAUAGGCACUUGGCUUUUGGCCAUUCCUUGCCAUUCUAGUUGGGUCUCUCGUGGAAGAUAAAUCUUAGUAGUACAGGCAGCUACAUGAUCAGCUUCAUUUUGUCUCCUUCAAAAGCCACUGUCACUAUUAGCUGACUAAACCACUGUGUUCACACAGAAGCAGCUGUGUAUUCUAAACGGUUCAGCUCUGUAGACCUUCCCUAUAACAAAGGGAAUACUGAUUACAUAACUCUGAAAGCACUGUCAUAAUCUAAGACAAAACCCAGGCACUUUCAAGAGGAACCACGAGCUAGAAAAUUUUAUUCAUGUUUCUGUUGUUUGUGGUCUUGAAACUAUUUGGGAGUGAGACAUGCUUUAAAAAUAUCUGCAUCUAAUUAAUUCUCUAUAUGUUGAGCACUGUUAGAGUAGAAGGGGGGAAAAUAUUUGAAUCCCAGUCAGUCACAUAAAAUAUAUUAAAAGGAUAGCCAUAAAAAUAUACCACAAAAUGUGGGGUGGCCAUGAAUGUUUCAUUUCUUCCAUCCCAAACUUAGCAUACACAAUGCAUCUAUUAAUGGGAUUACACCAUAAACCACACAGCUGGGCUGUUGUAGUUCAUGUAAGUAGGCCCAUCAUGUGAAGUAGGAUAAGAAUGUCACAGAAGAUGCUUGGAAAGGUAGUGUGCCCUAUUUGACCGUUUUUGAAUAACCUUCAGUCAAGACACUAUUUAAGAACAGGUGCCUUUCCCCAUGCAGCUCUCCCUAAUAGUGUCAUGAUAUUAACCAUUCAUUAACCGGGGUUUGAAGUGAAUGAGAAAAGCCAUUUAACUUCUAGCCUUUGUUAAAAAGGAAGCAAAAGAGUAAAUCCUUUUAAUAUAACACAGCUUUGAAGCUUCUAGAUGUUGGCUCCUUCUUCAAAGGAUCAAACAGCACAGUGCAUCAUUGCUGAAGGACUUUCAGGCUAAUGAAGGCUUGUAGAGAUCACAUCACUUGGCUCAGAUGUUGUAAUGAAACUGCAAGAUCUUUCAUUCUGCAAUCACAAAGCAAAUUUCAUGAAAAUUCAGCAAAGCACCAAAUAAAAUUUUAUAGGAGAUCUUCUUUUAAUCUCAAGAGAAAAUUUUUUGGUGGAUAAUCUUUUGCUUCAAUGGUCUAUUUUAGUAGCUAUUACAGCAGAUAGCAGGUGUAAAUCUGGUGGAUGAGGUUUGAGCUUACCUGCUCCAAGUUCUGCUUUUGUUACCGAGGUAUCCUUACGUAUAGCCAGAUUUGGAGCAAAAGGUGUCUUUUUUUGACAUACUGACAAAGUGCAAAAUGUGUUAGAGGACCAUCCCUCUAUAUUUUGAUGCUUUCAUUUCACCAAAUCAGAUUGCUUCUCAAGCUCUUUUAGACUGUAACUCAAAUAUGCAGCCAGGCAAAUGUGACUCAAGACAUGGCCCAAGGGUCUGAAUGUGGAAUUUAUGACUUGGGACUAAGAGGUCAGGGAUGUGACUCUAGACCUCUCUUAUCACCUCUGCAAGUCGAUCUACCUCCUCUCUUACAGAAUGUGGUCAAGGUUUGGUUUGUGUGUUCUCAGUUUAUUACCAAUUCCAGAUUUUGAAGAGGCAUAGAAGAUUCUUCCUUUAGGUACUGUUAGCAACCAAGUAAUAAAAUUUCGAUGGGCCUUCAUCUGAUAUAUUUCUAAAACUUCAAGCCAUCUCAGCUCUCCUUCUAGAAUUCUAAUGCCAUCCUUUGCACUGCUUUGCAGUCUUCCCUUGCACUUCCCCCUGUGGUUCUCAAAUAUUGCAGUUGCCUUGUUCUUCAUUGUUUCUCUAGUGCAGCAGAUUAUCAGGGAGUUAGAGGCCUUAUCUACUACUCCAGCCUGUUUGCUGUUUUAUUCAAACAGCUAUCCUUAGACUUGCUCAGGAUUUUCUUAAUUUUUAUCUUCCAUUUCUUUUGGAUAUCUUACCUUGUUGUGCCCCCACUGAAAUAUAUUGCCUACCAGGCUUUUUGUUCCACCAGGUCUCUGUUUUCAUAGGACGUUGUUUCUCUGGAUCCAUUAUGAGAAUUGCAAGGUGGCAUCUUAAAUGUACAGAAAUGCUGUGUCAAGUAACUGCUUUUGUAGAGCUUUCCAUUAGCAAAGUUAAAGCAUGUCCAUUGCACAAGAUAGAAGACUCUUGACAUGUAAAUCCAAUGGCAGAGCUCCUAACUGCUUAGUAACAAGGCAAAGCUUCAAGCAUAGGUCAGAUUCAGGUAACUGUCUACACAUUUUCCCUUUUUUUUUCUUACCUCUUUUUUGCUAGUGCACAUCUUAGACUUAUACGACUGAAGGAUAUCUCUGAUCAAAAGAAGUAACAUCUAUAUAUUUGGUUUAUAUGGAACAAUAAGCUAAAAUCUUCCAUGAAACCAUAAUUUUGCUGGAAAUUCUAUGCAGGCAUUUUGAAGUCUGGUAAAUCUGUUGAGGAAACCUUUCAGGACUGCUUAGAUCUCCACUGUGAAAUACUGAAUUCUGAAUUAUGUCAUUUGGGAGAAGGAAGGAAGAACUAGGUUUAGAAAAAUGUGAUCUUUUUUCACCAUCUGCCAGUACAGACUAUUCCAAAAAUAACAGACUGUGGAGGUAGUUUUCAAAACUUCUAAAUUUAUGGAUAAGAUUCCCCAGUUUUGUUAACAGCUGUUAGAAAGUCUGAAGCGCACAAACUUUGAAAUCUACCAUGCUUUCUGUUGUGGAAGGGAUGUGAUGUGAUGUUAACCUUUUUAAUCCUGGAAUACAAAUUGAUUUUAAAAUGUGUUCAAUAUUUAAAGAUGACUUCAUGCAAGUUAAUAAACCAUUUGUAAAGUGAUUGUAUACAAUCCUUUGUAUCAUGUUGUUGGUACAUCUUACCAAAUUUUUUUUGGGCAUGUAUUCCAUUCUUAACUUCUGUACAAUUUCUAUUGUUGCUGUAAAUACUCUAAAAGAGAAAAAAAAAUCCUGUGGUAACCUUAACUAUCAGCAUGGAAAUGGUUCAUUUUUACUGAGCACAAUGUAUUUUUGAAUGGGCCUUCCAAAAUAUGUCUUUAAUAAAAUGCAGGUUUUGCACUAGAGAA